AAGCUACCAGCAUGCACUGUACUUCCUUAUUCUCAUUUCAGCAAAGGAAAAGUCUCAGAAAGUUUUGGUUUCAGAGACAGUGGCAGUUUCAUUGUUAAUGUGACGUUCCUGACUUCACCCAGCACGGCUUGGGGAAAUCAUAAUGACGUUUCAUACUUCUCUAUAUAAACUCGAUGAACACCUAGACACAGACAAUGUCGCUGCUUUAAAAUUUCUUUGCCUUGACCAUAUCCCUCACAAGAAACAAGAAGACAUCACAGAAGGCAUGGACCUCUUUCAGAAUCUGGAGGACAGGGGCCUUCUGGAAGAAAACAACUUUUCCAUCUUAACAGAACUGCUAUUCAGAAUAAAAAGAAUGGAUUUGCUCAAGAAACUUGGCACUACAAAAGAAGAAAUGGAGAAUGAACUUCAAAUACCUGGAAGAGCACAGAUUUCAUUAUACAGGCAGCUGCUCUAUGACAUAUCAGAAGACGUAACUAAAGAUGACAUUAAAUCUGUCAAGUUCUUCUUGAGUGAUAAAUUACCAAAAUGCAAACUGGAAAAGGACACAACAAUGCUGCAUGUUCUGACAGAAAUGGAGAAGAUUGGGCUACUUGGGGAGGACAGGCUUGAAGAUCUGAAAAUGAUUUGUAGAAAAAUCAGACCGGCACUGGUGGUAAAAAUAGAAAUCGUUGAACAAAAAAUAAGAGAGAUACCGCAAAGGCAAAGAUGUACAGAGCCUGUUCCAGUUUCAGCACAUAGCUUUGAGAGCUGCUUGGAGGAAAGUGUUAGGUCAUUACAAAUUUCAACUGAGUCAUUACUACAAUCUGUUUCAACGCUCAGCCUUUCAAGUCUUAGUGAAGAAAGUACAAGGUCAUUUGCCAUUUCUGAUGAUGAACAAUGCAAUUCACAAUCAGCAGCCAUCAGCACUGAUAUCAUUUCAAGAAAUGAACAGAAUGAAACAACAAAUGAGAGCAUAAACCAGGAUGAGACUGUUUAUGAAAUGAAACAUAAACCUCAUGGAUAUUGCUUGAUUAUCAACAACCAUAAUUUUGAAGAAGCAAGAAAAAAGCCAGAGUUCAGUUUUAUUAAGGAUCGGAGGGGAAGUGAUGUCGAUGCUGAUAGCCUGAAGGAUGUCUUUCACUUUCUGAACUUUGAAGUUGAGCAGCACAACAACUUGUCUGCCAAGAGAAUGAUGGAGCUUUUCAGGAGUUACCAAAUCAAGGACCAUAAAAACAAAGACUGCUUUGUCUGCUGUAUUCUGUCUCAUGGGAAAAAAGGGACUGUGUGGGGUAUAGAUGGAGAAAGUAUUGAUAUAAAAACAAUAACUUCUCACUUCACUGCCCUGCAGUGUCACUCACUGUGUGGCAAACCAAAAGUGUUUUUUAUUCAGGCAUGUCAAGGUGAACAAUUUCAACGAGCCAUUCCUAUAGAAGCGGAUUCCAAUGACUAUGAUUCUCUUCCUUCAUAUCAAGGGAGCAAUUUUAUUGAAAGCAUUCCAGAAUAUGCUGAUUUUCUGCUUGGAAUGGCAACCAUAGAACAUUUUGUAUCAUACAGAAGCCCAUCUUCUGGCAGCUGGUACAUACAGUCCCUUUGUAGCAAUCUGAAGGAUGGGAGUACAAGGGGUGAUGACUUACUAACCAUACUCACCAAAGUUAACAACGAAGUGAGCAAAAAGCUUGACACAGAAAGGAAUGCAAAGCAGAUGCCACAGCCAAAGUUUACACUGCGUAAAAAAAUCAUCUUUCCUGUCUGCUGAUAUUUUCUUAGAUUUUUGCCAAAUGCUGAGGAGUGAGCCAAAAAACACAUGGUACUUGAUCAAAUACGUGAAGCCACAAAUUGAUAUUUGACAUGCAGAAAAUUAUGUUUUCACAAAACUAAAACUACUAUGUGUCAGUUGUAUUGUUUGAUAUGUUUCUGGAGCCACCAACUGCAGUUUUAGAAUGGCUAUGAAUGCAAAAUGUUAAAUAUGAUUACAUUUUACAUAUAAUUGGAGAGACUAGCAUUUUAAAGAAGAAGAAAAUAACCUGUUUUAUUCAUUCUCCUUUUCGGUAUUUAUAAUGUAGAAGUAGUGGCCAUCUUAUAUGCUAAAAAGGAGAGCAGUGCAAGCUAUUGUGAGUCAAUAUGCUUAUAUUUCAGACUGUACAAUGAGUGGAGCAGGAAAGUGGUCAGCUUUGAAGAACGGUUGGCGUAUUAAAAGAUGACACAGAAAUGGAACUAUAACAAAUAUUAAAACAUUUUAAAACUUGCAACAAGAAUGAGGAAAAAGCAAUAAUGGUUAAGGGGACAGUGUUCGAGUACUUGUUACGUGUCGUAUUAUUAGGUGAGGUGGGUAAUGUUCUUGCAAAGGAGAAAGAGAAAAGAGCACACAGAUAUGUUGGGAAACUCUUGGACAAUUUACUCACAGAGCACUUGAAAAACGUAGGCUGAUCAAGGGCCUACUAAAGCAGAUAAACCAAGAAAGAAACAGAUAUCAUAACUGGAGACUUUGAAUGCAUAAGUGACUUUUGAUUGGAUGUGAUGAGGCACAAAACUGGCAUACACCUUGUAAAAUUAGCAAAAGCUAAAAAUUAGGUACCUAAUAAAUUGAGUGUAUUAUGUAGCAGACAUGGACCAAAGAAUUUAUGACACUAAUAGGAAGUAGUUCAGGGAUGAGGAAAAAGGGCAAAAAAUUGUUAAAAUGCCACCAUGCAAGAAGAGACUAUAUCUAAUAAUGCCGCUUAGGGAUGGGACUUUACAUUCAGAGUAACAUCAUAGAUAGAAGCAAGUCUGGAGCCAUAUUGGUAGUUAAACUCUGACUGAAAAAAAUACUUAUGCUAUUUGGUGAAGAAUGCUUAUGGCAGAACUGAAAGCCAGAAAAGGAAAAUAAAUGUUGGGAACCAUAGAGAUCAGUAGAUCGUUAAGAAGUAGGGGUUAUAGUUAGUUACUAGGCAUGCUGGUCCAGAAAUUUAUUGAGGAGUCUAUCCCAUUUUCUGAACUGGUGCAGAGAAAAGUACGGUUAAAGUGACUUGCUCAUAACCACAGUGGGCAAGUGAAGGCUGAGAGAAUCAAACCCCGGACCUCAGGAAGCAGCACAUUAACAGCUGAUUGCCUUAAUUAUCUAUGCUAACUAGCAAUAGUAUGCAUUUUCUAGAAUACCUAGGUACAUUCUUUCUGUGCCCUUUCAUACAGUUCCUAAAAUUACACAUUCCCACAUUUGGGCAAUGUAUACCACUUUGUCCCAUGCAAGACCUUCUUGCAGGUAGGCUAGUCAGGGUAUACUCCAUGAGCAUCCCACAUUUUUUUCUAACUUCUCAUGCAUUUUAAAUCAUUCCCAAAUUGACUGCAUCACAAUAACAUUUCCUGCAUUUCCAAGCUUUAAAAGCGUAAACCAUUCUAGUGUAGUUGUAGUCACCAGAUCGUGAAAUAGGAACAUCACAAAAGCUGAUGUUUUACAUUGGGCUGCAGCAGAUCAUUGUCAGUUAUUGCAGGUGACCUUCACUUUAAGCUAGAGAAUCACUUAGUAAUGAUUGCAAGGACAUUGUGCAAGGACCUGGUGGAAAGCUCAUGGCAAGAGCCCAGACAGAAACACUGAAGGCAGAAGGUAAGGAGCUCAUGUCUCACAACUAUGUCCAACUCUGCUUCUCCUGAGAGUCCUCAAUACUUGCAGUGCCAUUUAAUUCUUUACCUGUUGAGAUGUAUUCCUCCUCCAUCAAGAUAUUAUCCCACUUCUUACCUACAUAUGGGCAUUAGGUAAAUAAAACAAUCCAAGUUUCUCUUUUUGAGAGUAAAAUCUGAGAUACAUAUGCCAUCUCACCCCACUGUCUUGAGAAAAGUAAGAACUUAAAGGGAAUGAGUAAUGAAGGGACUCUUAAUCCACAUAAUGAGUUUAUGGGUCUGAAAUUAGAAACAGAAUUGCAACUGCCUGUCUAGUUGUUCCCUGAAAGGGUUGUUUGCUCACCAAGAAGUACUGCGUUAGUCUUCACAAAUCAUUCCCCACCAGUAUACACACACACACACACACACACACACACACACACACACACACACACACA
Molecule: messenger RNA, 4013 nt
Organism: Protopterus annectens (West African lungfish)
Lineage: Eukaryota; Metazoa; Chordata; Ceratodontiformes; Protopteridae
Gene: CASP8
Product: caspase 8
Exons: 10
Coding region: 143-1738 (531 amino acids)
Biological process (GO): negative regulation of extrinsic apoptotic signaling pathway via death domain receptors; proteolysis
Molecular function (GO): protein binding; cysteine-type endopeptidase activity
Source: RefSeq, a predicted model, not a curated record